This is a messenger RNA of Durusdinium trenchii, 1334 nucleotides long. NCBI's taxonomy places the organism in Eukaryota, Dinophyceae, Suessiales, Symbiodiniaceae. The record is from the annotation of a GenBank genome assembly.
GUCAAACGGCCCACCUGCACGGUUGAGAUCAACAUCAACUGCUGAGAUCCAAAUGUGCGUACCAUGGAGCCUACUGAAAUCAGGGCAGCAUGGCAGCCCCUCCAGUCUCCGCGGCAGUCUCCAACGUCGGGACUGCGGUCGAACCUCAACUUGGCUUUGUCAUCGCCAUCGCCUCGGAGGCUUCGGGAACCGGCUCAGGAGCCUUCCCCGCAACUGGGAAGCCAUGCUCCAUUCGCUUGGGCGCCCAUCCGCCCGGUGACACUAGAUCUGGGACCACCGCGAACGGCGACUCACGGCAUGCAGCUAUCGCCAAACGUCAGACCAGCUCCGUUGGGAGUUCGGACUAUUCCAACCAGAAGACCUGGUGGGAAUGAGUCCAGAUAUGGAGGUUCUUCUCCAGAGGAAGUCGGAAGAGAAUGCGCGGCAUCCCAUGCCGAUGAGAAAGAAAGGUUGCGCCAGGCCAGAAGCAAGAUGGCUGCUCCCCAGGCGGACGAUGAGCUAUGGGAGAACGCGCUGCUGGAAUUGGCACAGAAGGCAGAGGAGGAGUUGAAGUUAGCGUCGGAGUUGCAGGCAAAAUUCGACGCGCUCACCAUGCAGAACGAGCAACUGCAGCAGGAGCUCAGUCAGGCUGCAAAGAGAGAGCAAGCAACUGAAAAGAGCGAGCAAGCACUCGAGGCAGAGAAGAACGAGCUGAGGAAGCAGUUGGAAGACAAAGAACAAGAGGCCAAAGCCAAAGAGGCCGCGUCCCAGGUGCAAAUUGAGCUUCUGAAGACCGAGCUCAGGGAAGCACAGCAGAAGGCAGAGUCAAGAGCUGCUGGAAAAGAGGCCGCAGAUGAGGCCUAUGCAAGAAGGGCGGAACAGGAUGCGGAGCAGACUCAGGAAAGCCAGGAGGCGCAACUUGAACUUUUGAAGAAAGAUCUCAAGGAUGCGCAACAGAAGGCAGAAGAAGCUAAGAAAGCACCAGAAAGCAAAGAGGUCCAGCCGAGCUUGCCAGCGGAAUCUGUUGGUGAGACAUCUGAGAUGGACACGCAGAAGUCAGAUGGCGAGAAGCGUUGGGAGAUCACCAUCUCCAAGACGACGGAGUACGAAGAUCCUGGCCUGGGAGCUUCUUCGGUAGACUUAGAUGAUCGGAAGGUCAUUCACGUGGACUGCUUGGAGAAAGGAGGUCUCUUCGAGGCAUGGAACGACAAGUGUUUGGCUACUGGGGAACUUGACAGUGUGGUGAGGCCGGGGGACCUCAUCAUAUCCUGCAACGGCGUGACCAAGAUUGAAGAGAUGGCUCAGGAAUUAUUUGGCUCCAAGAAGACGCUGCACAUAGGCCUUCUUCGAGAGGC